UGUGUGUGAACUCUUCAUUUCACUCAGUAAGGCAUUAUCGGUGAUGAAGCGCAAAUAUUUCAAUUUAAAAUUUGCUGAUGUGUGGUAUGAACGUAACAAAAUCCCCAUAUUAUGAGGAACACGCAAAGAAAUGGCAUACGUCAAUGUUGCUGAGUGGUCUCCAGAACAUGUUGCCGAAUGGCUAAGAGGCUUGGAGUACUCUUUGUUGCCAUAUGUUCACUUCUUUCUGAAUAAUGAAAUAGACGGGUAUCAUCUUUUAAAUUUAACUGCUGAUGAUUUGGAAGACCUUCAUAUAUUUAAAGUUGGGCAUCAGCAGUUAAUAUUGGAAGCUGUGGAACUCUUAAGGCAGUUGCAUUACAGCCUUAAUUCUGAAACAUUACAGUCAUUAGCUGUAAAACUUGGUUGUAAAUCUCGGAGUUUGUAUAAUGACCUGAAGCUGAAUGGCCCUCAAGAUCAUGUAGAAAGCAUUAGACAGGAACGAGUUUCCAUAAAUGUGUUAUCUGCUGUUUCUGAAGUUCUGACAUCUGUCAAAGCUUUAGUAUCCUGGUUGGACAGAUUACCAUUUCAACAUGAUCCUUUAUGCCUUAAACUGAAGAAGACAGUUUUGAAACUUAGCAUUGAGUUAGCAUCUACCACCCAGAGGGAUCAAUUUGCCGAACGUCCUCAUGCUCUCAUUAAAAGAAAUUCACUUCAUCUUGCUGAAUUAUGCGAUAAAUUUGUCCAGGGAUCUAAAGAUUCUUUAAUACUACAGCCUGCUUCUUUAGAUAUUGCCAUGAUAAAGAAAAAGCCAGAUGAAGAGUUGGGUAUACAUAUAAAAUCUACGUAUUCAGGAGUUCACAUCAUUGGUGGCAUAAAAGAUCAGAGCCCUGCAAAACGAUGCAAUAAGGUAGAGAAAGGGGAUGAAAUCGUGCAAGUAAAUUAUCAAACAGUUAUUGGAUGGCAACAAAAGAAACUUGUGACUGCUAUGACUGAACAUUAUACUGAGCUACAUUUAACAUUAAAAAAGAGACCUCGUCACAUAAAUUUAUUAGGAGAGGUCAUGAUUCUCAGACCAUAUCGUAUUCCUUCAAAGAAAACGGCUAAUAAAUGCCAUAAGUGGUCUGAUGAUAACCAUGUUAGAGGCCAAGAUACUUGUUCUACAUCUAAUGAAAGUGAAUGUAUUAGAGAUGAUUUUAAUGAUGAUGAAGAUGAUUCAGCAUUUUUACCAGCUUCUGUAAAUCAUCUUAUUUUGGCUAAAGAAGCUUCUUCCCACCAUCGAUUAUUUCCUGGCACAACACCAUUUGCUGUACAGAGGAGAGCUACUGUGAGUGGUGCAUCUCCUACUAUAUUGAAACCACCUGUAAAUAUAGAAGAUUUAGUAAAUGGUGUGCCUCGUAUGAAAGGAAAUGACAACUUUGGACGCAGUAUAUCUCAUGAUCCUUCAUGUCCUAAAUUAAAUACUGAAGAUGUCUUAAAAAAUCCAAAAUCAAGUAGUCAUCAUGAAGAAGAAAACAAGGAAUUAGUUCUUGAUUCUGAUAAAUCUUCUGAAAUAUUAGAUGAUAAACCUGCAGCAAAUACAAAAUCACUGUCAAAUACACUGUCAAGUCCACUUGAUUCCACUUGCGGAGAAAUUUGUAAAAGAGAUCGAAGUCCUGUUCCUCUUAUGGAUGCUUUACCUGUUCAAGAAGAAGGAACCGUUCUGGAAAACAAGAGCUUGAGUAAAGAAGUAGAUUCCUUUGUCACGGAAACUAAGUUUCCUAGCUCGUGUGUUAAAAAUGUCAGAAACUGUGCUGUAGCUUCAGCAAAAGCUGACGAAAACAGUCAUUCAUCAGACCAAUUACAAUUUUCUAAUUCUGCUGUGGACAAGCAAAAUUGCUUGUUUUGGGAAGGUGCAGACGUUCAGUUCUCUGGUCGCCGCCCAAGUGCGCAUGACAUAUCUAAUGAAAUUGCUGGAAGUAAGCUUACAGACAUCAAUCCUAUGUUCUUAAGAAAAUUUUCGAAGAUUGACACUUCUCCAUUAUGUCAUGGAAGUACUGAUAUGAAAGGAAAUUCUAACAAUGAAAGCGCUGAGAUGAGCAGUUAUCAAGUUGUGAUUGUUGGUGGUGUUCCACAAAAGUGCAUUAAUGCUUCUAAAGAUAGUAAAGAAAAAGGAAAAGGCUUGGAAUUUAAUAUUUACUCACAUAAGAAAAUGGAAUCUGUCAGAAGACUUGGGAGCAGACAUAUUUCUUGUAAGGACUUAGGUAAAGGAGAUUGUGAAGGAUGGCUUUACAAACAAAAAGAAAAGAAGAGUUUUUUUCCAUCUGCUCAUCAGUGGACAAAGCGAUGGAUGGUUCUGAAAAAGCAUCUUUUAUAUUGUUACAGAGACAAAAAUGAUAUCAAAGCAGAAUGCCUGAUUUCUUUACCAGGUUCAAAAGUUUCUCCAGCAUUAGAAUGCAAAACAAAGAAAUAUGCUUUCAAAGUUUGUCAACAGAAAACAACAUUUUACUUUGCCACUGACUCUCAGAAAGAAUUAGCUAAUUGGAUGAAUAAAAUGGGUUUAGCAGCAAUAGCAUACCACACAUCAUCAGAUGUUGCAAGUGGAUAUCUUAAGCCUGAACUAAUUUUAGAUAAAUUUUACAGUGAGACUGAAGACAGUGAAAGUGGUAGUCCAACAGUAAUGCGACGUUCUGAGGAUACCAAUGAAUGGUCUUCUGUUUCAUCAGCCUCAGAUCAUUCAUUUGAUUUUGCUCAGAAAUCUCAAAAGAAAGAAAAAAAUUUCCAUUCAGUUGAUAAUAAAAAGUCAUCACAUUCAGCAUUUCCUAAAGUUAUAAAACGUAAUGCAAGUAACAAAACUCUCAUGCAUUGGAUUAAUCAGAAUGCUGUAAGUAAUUUGGAAAUGAAAGAAGGUAUGCCGUCAAAUACUAGUUCUCUUUACACACCUGUAGCUGAUUCAUAUACUAAGUCUGUUAGUAGAUGUGUAGAGUCCCAUAGUCACAAAAUUUUUUAUAAUAGGUCUUUCAGCUGUACUGAGUCUUACACUCAUUUAAAGGACAAUCAUAGUAAUUUGACUGGAAAAGCAAGCCAUGAAACUUGUCUUGGCGAUAACUCUGUCCCUUCUAUAUAUAAUCAGACAAACAUUUUAAAGAAAGCAAGUCAUGGUCAUCAAAUGUGGAAUUCUAUCGAUGAAGAGUAUGACAUACUGACAUCAUCGCUUGGAAGGCAGCAGAGAGCACUUGCUAAAGAAAUUACUCCAGGGCUUGUAGCAAGAAUGGCUGUCUCAUACAGCAAUCUAAGUCAAAAGAAUUCUGUGACUUCAAGCUUAAGCAAAAAAUUCAGUCUACAGAAAGGAGUUCCAGCACCUGGAUAUGUGGCAAAAAUUUCUGAUUCAUUUGAUUAUUUAGCUAAAGUAGGAACAUCUAAUAAUGCCAGUGCUGAUAAUAAAGGCAAAAAAUGUCAAGCCAUGUCAGAUGAUACUAAGAAGCCUGCAACACAUCAACAUCCUAACUGCAAAAGGAGUGCGUCUGAAAGUCAGGUAUCUAAGAAACUUUCAAACAUUGCUCAUAAUACAGAACCAUUGACAUACAGCUCUUCAUUGUCUUCUGGUUCUCCAUAUUAUUGUCAUGGAGAAAUUUCAUCUCCACCAGAGAAGUUUGUUAGUUUACUUGAUAAAGAAUACAACAAAGUAUUUGAAGGAAAGAAAGUGUCUCAACAACAACUAAAAUCUUCAUGUCAAGCUAAUUUUAAUAAGCAUGAGUCUGGAAGAAGAGAAAUGAGAUUUUUCCCAAGUGGAGAUCUUAUAGACUCAGCAUGCUCAAUGUCUGUACAGAAUAAAAAUUCUGUUGCAAAUAAAGGUGCUUUAGAAUUUCCAUUACAAAACUCAAAAAUUAUAUCUCCUGGAGGCAUUCCUGGAAAUUCUGAAAAUUAUUUUCCCUGUACUGUUGAUAUGUAUGCAUCAGAAAAUAGAUAUAUGCAGCAGUUUGAAAGAGGUAGUUCAAAUAGAAGUACUAUUUCAAAUUCCAGCCAUUAUAGUGGGUCGAAUUUUUAUGACUCAUCUGAAGGAAUUGAAAACAUGGGAUUUGGGUAUACAGAUCAGCCAUGUCAAGCAAAUGUUGGUAGUAUCAAUGCAAAUAACUCUGAUUCUUACAUAGACAUUACUUUUGAUAAACAGAGUCAGAUUUUGCCAGAUUCAGCAAAUUCUCAUCCUAGUCAUCAUGAUGGUAAUUUUACAUUGGAUGCUGUUUCAUCUGAUGCUAAUUCUCCCAAGAACACAAGUUUCAAAUUUUUCAAUUCCCCCAAAUUUAUGAAGAAACUAACUUCUCCAAAACUUGACAAAAAGAAUAUUUUUAAAAGUAAAAAGCAGGCAAAAGAAGCGAAGAGGGCAGAGCAAAAGGAAAUAUCAUCUACACAAAGUGAUAGCAAAAAGCAAGCAAAAGAAGCAAAGAAGGCAGAGCAAAAAGAAAUAUCAUCUACACAAAGUGAAAGAAAGUUUUUUGGAUCCCCACGGUUAGUCAGGGCUAUUUUUGGUUCACCUAAAGCUCAAAAGAAAGUCAUUACUGUAUCUUCAGGUGUACAAACUGAUAAUCUUCCUACUGCGUUACCCAUUCUAGAUUAUAAGAAGCCUUGCCAUGAUUUAAAUCAAAAUGAAAAUUUUGUCACUUCCUUGGAUUUGCCAACUAGCAAAUCAAGCAUACAUGGUGAAUCUCAUGAACAAGGAAAUAUUUCCUCAAAGAGUAGCAGUAAUAGCAGUUUGAACAGUAAUGCUUCCAAUAGUCUUUCUCCAUAUACUAGUUCUCUGUAUUAUGUUGAAGCUAGAAUAAAGCCUCAAAUUACUAUUAGCCUUCCUCUUGUUGCUGAUAAAAGUUCUGAAAAGUCACCCCCAGAAACGCCACGCACACCUCUAAAACCUACUAUGGGUGUGGCCAUGUUGAGUAAGAAACGUCUUCCAAGCAUAAGUGGUGAAAGCUCUGUAUCCAUUUCCUCAAAGAGUUCACAUGAUGGAUCAACAAAAGAAAUUGUACAGCAACAUUCAGAGGUCUCCAUGGAUGUUAAUGGAGAUGAAGAAAUGCUUCAGGUAAUGGAAACUCUACAAAGGGUUGAUGUCUCAUUUGAUGGGACAGAAAUGAAGUCUAAAGACAUGAAUUGUGAGCCAUCUUCUUGAUAGACUUCUCUAGUUGAACUUUUCUGUGCCUUAAAGGUAAAUGAGAAGAAAAAUUUAAAGCUCUUAAUAUAUUAAAUUAUAUUUUAUAUAGAAAAGUUUUUAAGAAAUUUGUGUGAAUUACUGUAUUUAACAUAUACAAACUGUUUUAUAGAGUAAAUCUUAUUCAAAGAUGCAUUUUUAUAAGAUACAUAUUGCAUUCUAUUACCAAAUCUAUUUUUAUGAACAUAUAUUAAAUAUUUUGUUUUAAUUUAGCUGUUUGGACAUUUCUGUAUUCAUUAAAACUAUCUAGUAUCCUAUUUAUGUUAUGUUAAUGCUACCAGUUUAAUAUAAAACUGAGGCAGAAUAGGUAUGGUGUCUCUGACCCUGUGAGUUAAAUAAAUUUCUAUAUAAAAAUACCUACAAUACACAGUCCAAGAUCCUGACUUAUCACGACUUCAGCAAUCCUGGAUUUGGGAUUUUUACAGGUAUUAUAUUGUCAGUUAAAAUCUAGUAAGGUGAUGUGGAAAUUUAAAAAUUAAAAAUAUGAAAUAGCGGUUUAUGAAAUAAUGAAACAUGACCUGAAGUGAAUCAAACUUAACAAAACCCCCUCAGUAUUUGUUUGUUUGUCCUAUUAAACUUUUCUUUCAAUGUAAGUAGUUUAAUUAGCUUCAAUUUUUAUGCUUAUACUUUCUGUUUAAUUCUAUAGAUAGAUGUAAUUUCUCGUUCAGUUGCAAAGUUCCAUUGUUCAAGUCCUCUAAUUGCCACAUCAAGAAUUCCCACUAAAUUAUCAGUCAAAACAUUUUUGUUAUCAACAACUUCUCUGUCACUUUUUUCAAUAUUGCUAGCGAAAUUUUCUGGAUUUAGAACCAUGCUACAGAUUUCAUCGUCCAUUAGUUGAUUGAUUGAGCAUUGUUAUCACAAUGAAAAUCUGCUGUUAUAUUGUCUUCAUUUUAUACCUCACUGCAUGAGUCAUUUCUCAAGCCACAGUGUGUGAUAAUUAAGCAGUGAUGAAUGAAAAAAUAAUAAAUAAUGUUUUGCCAGGUUGGCAUCAGUGCUGAAUUGAAAUUAUGAAUAGGUACUUUCCACAAGUUUUAUAAUAAAAAAUGUUGAAUGCCCAAGCUUUCACUUGCAUGGAAAAGAGGUUGCUAGUAAUCUUGGAGUCUGUAUUUUAAAGCAUUCCAGAUAUUGGAUGUCGGGAUUUCGGACAUUGUACUGUAUUAAUAAGGCAGCAAAAUUUUGAUAUACUUAUAACAUUUUUUUUAAAUAUAACUUUUAUAAACUUAUGUAUCAGUAUAAUAUAUGAAUAAAGUAAUUUUCUGUUUAAAAUGCUUCCUAUUCUAUUUGGAAAAAAAACUAGCUGCCUUUUACUUGUAAAUGUUUACUGAUAUGUAUUGAAUUGAGGCAUUGUUGAAUUCAAUACCUGUCGGUGUUAGUGUAUCAUGUAUAAAAAUGUGAAAUUUCACAAUUUAUUUUGUAUAUAAAUUUUAUAGAUGCUUACUGUACAAAAAUAUACAUUGUGAAGAGCUUACAUUGGCAAAUGUAUUCGAAAAAUAAUGAAUUUAUAUUUUGAUAUUAUUUAAAUAUCAAUUAUAUUAAUUUGUGUUUGUUUAUUUAAAAUUAUAUAUUUUUUUAUUUGCUUUUGCUGGCAAGAGAUUUUUCUUCAGUUGAAUAUUGCUGUUUUUGUUGCUUUGCACUUUCAUGUUAGAAUUUUUUUUUAAAUGUCAAACAAAAUGUUUAUCAUCACUUUUUUCUUCUUACAUCAGGGAAUCAACUUUAAUUGUCUAAAAUAUUUAUUGAGGAUAAAAUUUGUUGUGUAAACUGUAGUUUUUUAAUAUUUCAUCUGUUCUGUAAUAUAUGCUCAUUUAAUGUAAUAAUAAUUUUUUUCCUUCUUGUUAAAGAAAUUUAAAUGGAUUCUUACAUAUUAGGCAUGAUUAUCAAAGUCAUCAGUUGAUCUUAAGUUCUUGACUUGUUUUGAAAAUUAAUGUUAUUAAAUAAUUAUUUUUCCUGUUAUUUUAAUAAGAUGCAUAUAUUAUUUUCUCAUAAUGAAACUUAGCUCCCUUAGCUUUAAGCUUAGAUUGAUGUAUAAUGUUUUAAAAUUAAAUUCAGAUCUGUUUCGAAAAAAGAAAUAUUUUAAUACGAGAAACCAGAAAUUGUAAAAAAACUUAACUAUCUGUUUUAAGAUUAUGUUUCAUGUCAUCAGUAUUUCAAAAUGUAAUAUUCUAAAAUUCUUGGGCAAUAUUUGACCAGAAGAUCUAAGAAUUCAGUGUAAAUUUUUAGAAGUUUGUGUGGUCAUAUAUUGUAUUAUGUGUUUCUUCAAAUAUCUGGUAAGUUUCUGUUGGAUGUUAGGAAAAGUUUUUGUGUUUAUAUUCUGGUUAUAUAUCGGACCUUAGAAAUUUUUUUCUGUGCUCAUUAGUUAGUGGCUGGGCAGUAUGGGAUUGUUUUAUAUUUUGCGCUAAAUAUUGUUUUUAAAUGAAAAGUCUGUGACAAAAUAUUUGAAGAUCCAAAAGAAGCAUAUCAGAUAGUCUUUUGUGUGAAUAUGAUGUAGGAAGCAAUAAGGCAUAAUCAUAUCAAAAGAUAUUUAUCCAACUGAUACUACCUCUUUUGGUCAUUAUACAGUUUUCUCCAGGAACAACAGUAUGACAAUGUGGAAAAUACUUUUGCUGAUUAUGAAAGCUUUCCACAGUGAAGGAGGGAGAAAGGAAGUUACUUCGUCCCAAAUUAUCUGAUAUAAACAGUAAUGGGGAAAAUAUUGUAGACUGAGAGCCAGUUAAUGCAUUCUGUUGCAAAUAUAAGAGAAUUCUUUCAUUAAAAAAUACGAAAACUUUUGUGUACACCCAGUAUGUAAGUUGUUAUGGAUUCUGUCAUGAAAGUGAACCUUAUGUUAUGUAAAAUCCAAAAUUUUUAAUUAUUUAGAAGAUAAAGAAGUUUUAAUAUUGCUUUUUUUUUAUUAUGAGUUAAAAUUAAAUGCUUUGAGCUUUCA
Messenger RNA from Stegodyphus dumicola, 8075 nucleotides. RefSeq lists its product as uncharacterized. Gene Ontology annotation, molecular function: protein binding. Lineage: Eukaryota; Metazoa; Arthropoda; Arachnida; Araneae; Eresidae. The record is from RefSeq and is a predicted model, not a curated record.